UUCUUCGCCCAUUGCCUUCUUGUGGCGUCGGUUUCAAUUUGCUUGUUUUCAAUUGUUGGCUUAAAUUCGGCUCCAAAAUGAACCGCCGCAACAAGCGCACAUCCUAUUACCAGUACGAGGUGUAUCUGGACUUCAUGGAGGACAAUCCCCUGAUGUCGGCCAACAAAUUGGGGCGCACGCAGGAUGGUAGGAAGUGGAAAGAGCUCAGCGAUCAGCUGAACAAGUGCACAGUGGGUCCUACUUUGGCCCCAGAAGAAUGGCGAAAGCGCCUCAACGACUGGAAGAACAGUACACGCGCCAAGUACCGCCGCAGCCAGAGUUCAGAUGAUAAGAGCAAUAGUUUGAAUACCCUGGAAACUAGAGCUCUGCAGAUAUUCUCCGCCGAAUCGGUAUAUCGCGAGGUUCCAGUUGCCCCGGGCUUUAAGGAACUGGUGGAGGACCAUGAGGAACCGGAAGAAUCAGAUCAGGAGGAGCAAGAGGAAUUGGAGGAGGAGGAGGAGGACGAAGAGUACGAGUAUGUAGCACCUCGGGAGCUUCCUUCCCGAACGGUCAUCAAUGGUCACAGUUCCGGCAAACAGCUGCGUCUGCAAGGUAACGCGCAGAUCAUCUAUCAAGGUGCGUUCUUUCCGAAUUCCAGUAGAAUUCAAUGUAUUAUAUGUAUAUCUCUUAUUUUAGUAACGAACAUCGCACCAGCAGCUCAAUCCGCACCGAAGGAACCUGCCGCCUCAUACGGCAAGAAAAUCGAGCAGCAGUUGAAACGCAUAUCGGACAUUCAGGAGGCAUCGUUGCACUUCAAGAUAGCCCGCUUCAAGUACAAUAAUCCUGGAUUCGAAUAUGUGCCGUAACUUCACCUAGCUAAAAUCGUACUUAUAAUCGUGUACAUUGUAGUAUGUAAGCAUCGAGGGACCUGUUAAUUCGGCUAUGAAUUAAAAGUUCAAAAUUGA
Messenger RNA from Drosophila takahashii, 944 nucleotides. RefSeq lists its product as uncharacterized. The record is from RefSeq and is a predicted model, not a curated record. NCBI's taxonomy places the organism in Eukaryota, Metazoa, Arthropoda, Insecta, Diptera, Drosophilidae.